This is a messenger RNA of Periconia digitata, 1821 nucleotides long. Lineage: Eukaryota; Fungi; Ascomycota; Dothideomycetes; Pleosporales; Periconiaceae. The record is from the annotation of a GenBank genome assembly.
AAUCUUUUCUGGGUACAAUCAGCCAGCACAAUGCCUUUGGAGGUCAAGGACGCGUAUAAGAUUGAUGACACAUCAUUUCCCUAUGUGUUUGAACAAGAUGCUACCGUUCCGUUGAAAACAAGUUCGUCUGGGAUUAUCCGAUGUAAUGUCUACCGCCCCAAGGCGACAGAAGGCGAGAAGUGUCCUGUGCUGGUAACAUAUGGUCCAUAUGGAAAAGAUAUCCCAUACAAAGACUUCCAUCCAAAGUCUUUCUCCGAAGUCAAUCCAGAACAUCAUUCUGAGCACUCCGCCUGGGAGACACCCGACCCUGGGUUUUGGACAAAACAUGGGUACGCUAUAGUCAGAGCGGACGAGCGAGGAUUGGGACAGUCUCCCGGGUUUCUAGACACAAUGUCGCGUGGUACAAGCGAAGCAUUCUUUGACGUUGUCGAAUGGGCGGCCGAACAACCAUGGUCAUCAGGCAAGGUCGGAUUGCUAGGUGUCAGCUACUUUGCUGGGUCACAAUGGCGCGUCGCUGCUAGGCAGCCUAAAGGGCUGUCGGCUAUCAUUCCUUGGGAAGGCAUGAGCGACUACUAUCGAGACCGUUGUCGGCAUGGCGGCAUCUUUUCGAAUAAGUUCAUAAACUUCUGGUGGAACAGACAGGUGGUGUCGAAUCAGUAUGGUAUACCUGGCCGAGCGGCUAGGAAUUGGGGACCAGAUGGUGUAGACGGAGACCUCCCCGAUGAAGAACGCGAGAAGAACAGACAGGACCAGAACAUCGACAACCUUGAUAACCGAUUUCGAGACGAUGAAUACUACGCGAGUAAAGAGUAUGAUAUGGACGAUAUCCAGGUACCGCUGCUCUCUGUUGCAAACUGGGGCGGGAUUCUUCUUCAUCUUCGCGGGAAUAUUGAAGGGUACACACAGGCAGGAUCCGAUCUCAAAUAUCUCCGAGUGAUCACUGGACGACAUGACCUACCUUUCUAUUACAAAGAGGAGGUCGAAGUUCAGCGAAGUUUCCUAGACGCAUUCCUCAAGGGCGAUGAUCGCGUAGGCUGGAGCCAAAAAGGCAAGCUCCCACCGGUGGAUCUGGUCCUGAGGAAAGGUGAUGUUGGAUUCGACGACUCCGAGAAGGAAAAGGUGUUCGAGCGCAGGACCGAAAACGAAUGGCCGAUUGCUCGAACACGAUACACCAAAUUCUAUCUGACCCCAUUGAAAGCACUGACACAAAUCGAGCCCAUCAUCAAGCCAUCGAAAAAGCUUUCAUACGAAGCUCUCGGCAGCCUCGAGGACCCAAAGCUCGUGCAAUUCACUACGCCGGCCUUCGAGGAAGAGACUGAAAUUACCGGUCACAUUGUCGCUCAUCUGAACGUGUCCAUGUCACCCCAUGCCACCGGGCCAACCCCAUCAGAUAUCGACCUCUUCCUCACGCUUCGGUACAUUUCCCCCGAGGGGAAGGAGGUUCACUAUACUGGAACAGCAGGAGAUCCGAUUCCCUUAGCCAAAGGCUGGCUUCGCGUUUCACUGCGCAAAACGAAUCCCUCGCACCCCCGACACCGUGACUGGUUGCCUCAUCGCGACUAUUUCAGUACUGAUGUUCAGCCUGUCAUUUCAGGAGACGUUUAUCCGGUUGAUGUAGAGGUCUGGCCGACUAACGUAGUGGUGGAGAAGGGUGGUAAGAUCGUUUUUGAAGUGAGCAGUGGAGAUACACAAGGGAGUGGGAUCUUCCAGCACAACCAUCCCGAGGAUCGGAGCGAGAAGAGGUUUGCGGGCAUGAAUCAUAUCAGCUUUAGUGAGCGUUAUGUGAAUUAUGUCACGCUGCCUAUAAUUCCACCCAAAUAG